AUGGAGCAACCCGACCAAGAGGAGGACCAAACAGCGCCGAACUAUGCGCCCACUAUAAAAAAUAGGGUCAUCAUCGCGAUCAGUGUUGGCAUCUGCACCCUCAGUUGCGGUCGAUUCGGGGGUGGGAGAAGGGGAACCGUGCUUGAGGGACGAAGAGGGGAAAUGAAGUUUGGUUUCAGCGGGGCUAGCAGGAGAGAAGAAAACCCUAAAGAAAAGGGUGAAAAGAUUGGGUCGAUAUAUGCUGAGGGUUAUAUGACAGCCCGACCCGACUUCCUGACCCAACCGGACUAUUGGGCAGAGAGCUGUGACAAAAAAUCAAAUAUAGGAUUUUGCACCUUUUUAGGAGGAAACUUGGUAACAUGGAAAAGCAGGAAACAAAGUGUAGUUGCAAGAUCAAGUGCAAAAGCUGAAUAUCGAGCCAUGACAUCUAUGGCCGGUGAACUCAUUUGGAUCAAACAAGUUCUCCAAGACAUGAAAAUCGAAUGUAACGGAUCUAUGAAAAUAUACUGUGACCACCAAGCUGCUCGUCACAUCACAUCAAACCCAGUGUUCCACGAAUGA
Ricinus communis (castor bean) is the source of this 561-nucleotide messenger RNA. RefSeq lists its product as uncharacterized. Lineage: Eukaryota; Viridiplantae; Streptophyta; Magnoliopsida; Malpighiales; Euphorbiaceae. The record is from RefSeq and is a predicted model, not a curated record. The transcript is spliced from 2 exons. Bases 1 to 561 code for a protein of 186 amino acids.